AUGGCGCCUAUUGCCGUCACUCCCCCCAAUCACACCGACACCGUCACAGACCUCACACACGAUGGGAUCCGACACGCCCUCGAAAAGGCCGCGCCAUCCCAACUACACUCCGCAUCUCUCACUUCUACCAUAACCGCAACACCGCCCAACGAGCCAGCCUCAAAGUCGCAAGAACCAACAGAGGCUUCCUUAGCCGAGCUCGAUGCCUCAAAACUACAAUGCACAUACACCCACACCCCUCGUUCCGUCCCCGCCGUCGGUUCUGCAGAAAUGGCUUCCCAAAAAGUAUGCACCGACCACAUGAUACAAGCCCGAUGGACGGUCGAGCAAGGCUGGGACGCACCCACACUUCAACCCUACGGGCCCCUCUCCCUCGCACCCACUGCCUCCUGUCUCCACUAUGCCACCGAGUGUUUCGAAGGCAUGAAGCUGUAUCGCGGUCUCGACGGCAAAUUGCGUCUCUUCCGCCCAGACCUCAACUGCAACCGCAUGCUCAUGUCGACAAACCGCAUCGCUUUGCCCGGGUUCCCGCCGCAGGAACUCCUCAAGCUGAUUGUCAAGCUCUGCGCUACCGAUGGUAAGAAAUGGCUUUCCAAGGACCGGCCAGGACAGUUCCUCUACAUCCGCCCCACGAUGAUCGCUUCGGACCCAGCACUCGGCGUUGAACGCCCGAGGGAGGCUCUCCUCUUUGUCAUCCUCUGCUGUUUCGCACCCAUGGGUGACAUGAGCGGCGGCAUCAAACUCCUCGCCUCCCAAGACGACAUGUGCCGAGCGUGGCCCGGCGGUUUUGGAUACGCCAAGGUGGGCGCAAACUACGGACCCUCGCUCGUGGCGCAGGGCGAGGCGCGGAAGCGCGGGUACCACCAAAUACUGUGGCUGUUUGGCGACGACUGCACAAUUACCGAGGCGGGCGCGAGUAAUUUCUUCGUCGUGUGGAGAACCAGAGAGGGGAGACUGCAGCUUAUGACUGCGGACUUGAACGAGAAGAUUGUGCUGGAUGGCGUGACGAGGCGGUCCAUCCUUGAGCUUGCGCGGGAGAGACUGACGGCCUCAUCAAGCAUGGAUAGCGACCUCGAGGCUUUGGAGAUUGUGGAGCGCAAAUUUAACAUCUUCGAGAUUGAGCAGGCGGCCAAGGAGGGGAGACUGGUAGAGGCGUUUGCGGCGGGGACGGCAUGGUUUGUUGCUCCUAUUAGCCAGAUUCAUUUCCGUGGGAAGGACAUCGACGUUCCCAUGGCAAAGGGGAAUUGCGGUGUCUAUGCUGAUACUGUGAGGACAUGGUUGAAGGGUAUCAUGUGGGGAAGCGAGGGCAUGGAGAGCCACGAGUGGGGCAGGGUCAUUGACGAGGAAUAG
Plenodomus lingam JN3 is the source of this 1350-nucleotide messenger RNA. RefSeq lists its product as uncharacterized. Lineage: Eukaryota; Fungi; Ascomycota; Dothideomycetes; Pleosporales; Leptosphaeriaceae. Gene Ontology annotation, biological process: L-leucine biosynthetic process; L-valine biosynthetic process. Gene Ontology annotation, molecular function: branched-chain-amino-acid:2-oxoglutarate transaminase activity. The record is from RefSeq and is a predicted model, not a curated record. Gene Ontology annotation, cellular component: mitochondrion.